Molecule: messenger RNA, 1422 nt
Organism: Closterium sp. NIES-65
Lineage: Eukaryota; Viridiplantae; Streptophyta; Zygnematophyceae; Desmidiales; Closteriaceae
Source: the annotation of a GenBank genome assembly
AUGAGAGAGCGCUUUGCCUACCUCGCGACCCUCGCCCGUCGCCCUUGCUUUCUCCGCCCACUGCCCUCACCCCGCCCGUCGCCCUCGCCGCCUCGCCGCCCGUCGAGGUCGGUUCCCUCGCCCGUCGCUCUCGCUUCCCCUGCCCGUCACUCUCGCUUCCCCCGCCCACUACCCUCGCCUCGCCUGUCGCCCUCGCCGCUUCCCCGCCCGUCGCCCUCGCUUCCGCCCGUCACCCUCCCUUCCGCCCGUCACCCUCCCUUCCACCCAUCGCCCUCCUUUCCGCCUGCCGCCCUUCCUUCCCCUCGUCGCGCUUCCUUCCGCCCAUCGCCCUCCCUUCGUCUCGUCGCCCUCCCUUCGUCUCGUCGCCCUCCCUUCCUCCCGUUGCCUUCCCGUCCGCCCGCCGCCCUUCUUUUCCCUCGUCGCGCUCCCUUCCCCCCGUUGCCCCCCUUCGUCUCGUCGCUUCUCUGUCACUCGUCGCCCUCCUUCCCGCUCGUCCCCUCACAAUCCCCGUCUCUCUCUCCCCCCGUCGCCCUCUCUUUCCCCGUCGCCCUCCCAUCCACUCCUCGCUCUCCUCGCCAUCCCUCCCUUCUCCCUUCUCAUCUCGCACACUUGUCACGCCCCCUUUCCCACCUGCACAUGCACCCUUCCCACUCCCGAAUAAUCGCCUUUCACCCCCACACUGCAUACAUCUCUCCCUUUUCCCCCCAUCAAUCGCCCUGCUCCCCACCGUCCUCCCCCCAGCUCUCUCCCCGGCAUCUCCCUCGCUCCCCACGUCCUCUUCCCUGCUUCCCCCCAUCCCCUUCCGUGCUUCCCCCCAUCCCCUUCCAUGCUUCCCCCCAUCCCCUUCCGUGCUUCCCCGAAUCCCCUUCCGUGCUUCCCCCCAUCCCCUUCCGUGCUUCCCCCCAUCCCCUUCCGUGCUUCCCCUCAUCCCCUUCCGUGCUUCCCCCCAUCCCCUUCCGUGCUUCCCCCCGUCCCCUUCCGUGUUUCCCCCCAUCCCCUUCCGUGCUUCCCCCCGUCCCCUUCCGUGCUUCCCCCCAUCCCCUUCCCUGCUCCCCCCCAUCCCCUUCCCUGCUUCCCCCCAUCCCCUUCCCUGCUUCCCCCCAUCGCCUUCCCUGCUUCCCCCCAUCCCCUUCCCUGCUUCCCCCCAUCCCCUUCCCUGCUUCCCCCUAUCCCCUUCCCUGCUUCCUCCAUCCUCUCGCACUCUCACUCUCCUUCCCCCACCCUCUGCCCUGUUCCCACCUAGGAACCCCCAUCCCUGCCUUUUCCUCCCACCCUCCUUCCCCCACUCUCCUUCCUCCUGCACUCUCUCCCUCCGUCCUCUCGCACUCUCACUCUCCUGCACCCUCUGCCCUCCGUUCACAACCCUUCCCUUCCUUUUCAUGCCCUACCCUUCCCCCUCACUCCUCACCUUCCGCCCUCUAA